AAUGAACAGCCAGAGCAAACAGACCUCAGUUUAUCAGGAAAUAAAUCUUCAUCAAAAUCAUCCAUAUCACCAAUAAGAAAAUCACAACUCAGGGAUGUUCAAUUUCAUCAACAUUGCCUUAGAAGAUAUUACAGACUUAAACCGUCUAAUUGGAACUGUACCUCCAGAAGUGCCCUCCAUCUCCUUAAACGAAAAUAUAAUUCAAUCAAACUUUUAUUUGAGAAAGAACCAAUCAUUUGUUUGAAGAGGCUGAAACUUCCGAACUCUCAUGUACGUUCAGUCACUGAAACAUAUGGUGUUGAAUCAAAAAUUAAAAGUGAGUGUAUGAAAAGAUUUUCACCGUGGACUACCACAGUGAAAUCUGACUCAGAGAGUGAAACUCCUGUUAAUGGGAUUAGAAGCAACAAAACUUUGAUGCAGGUACAAAGUACUAAUUCAGGGAUUGUUACUGACAAUUUAGUUGACCCUCGCGUAAUGUCAUUAUCAAAAACAUUACAAAGUACAAAUAAUGGAAAGGUUGGCCUUGAGAAAAUUUUUAAGAAUUACAAUAGUAAAGCAAUAAAGAGUAAGAAGAAAGAAAAUGAUUCAAAGUCACAUAGUAAUUCUUUGAAAAAGAAAGGAAAGCCUGAUUGGUUGAAAUGGAAAGAGAAGUUAAAAGAAGCAAGCAAUAGAAUGGUGGAAAGAAAGAAAGGUGGUUUAGACAUUGAAAAGAAUAUAAAUACAUUUCCUAGUAGUUUCAUAAAGAAUAGUCCACCCAGUAUCCUACAUUUUAGAAUCCCUCUAAAAUCUAGCAAUAAAUCUAAGUCUGAAGAAAAUACAUCCUUAAGCAAAGACAAUAAAUCUGAUUCAUCAACUGCUGAAGAAAAUGAAACAAGCUCAAAAGAUCUGCAUAAAAGUGAUACUUUAGAACAUGACUUAAAAAAACAAAAAGUGAAUAAAAAUGUAGAUGAAGAUGAAUUGAAUGUUUUGAGAGAAAUAGAUGAAGAACUGACAUUAGAAGAAUAUGAAACAGACAAAGUAAUAACAUAUUCAAUAAAUGGCUAUUCUAUUGAAAUAAGCAGAGAUUCUCCUAUAGAUACGCCUAUUAAUGAGAAUAAAAAAACAUCUGUUAAAAGUGAAUGUUUUGAUGAAGAUGAAAUGAAUAAGAUUUUGUAUGGAGAUAAUUUAGAUGAAGUGACUUUAGAUUGCCACACCAGAAAUGUGCAGGAACAUUUUAAUGACACCGAUGCUGGUUUGACAGUGACAAGUGACAUUAUUCCAAACCUUUAUGCUCAAGAUGAACUCUUUGUUACAGAUAAUGAUAGUUUUUCAUGUAACAUAGAUAAAUCCCCACCAGUAUUAGAAAGAUCAGAAUAUAACACUGAAACUAGUGCUAAUGAAAGUGAAAACACUUACAUUGUUCAAGUUAAUGAAGAUAAUCAAGGCUUUCGUGAAACAGAUGAAAUGGUAGAGGAAGAUAUUGAAAGUUGCGAUAGUAAAAGUGAAACUGUUCUCUCUGAUAAUGUUAAUGGUAUGGAUAAUGAAGAGUUAACAGAUACAAAUACUAAAAAUGAAUUAGGGUUUUUAAGGGACAGUGAAUGUGAAAUUGCUGAUGAUACAAAUGUUGAUAAGCCUCCAAUCACCACUGUAUCAUCUGGUGAAUUUAAUGAGAGCUUAGUUGAACAUGAAGACAAUCAUGCAAUAUUAGAUAUGGAUGUUGAUAGUGAUGAUGAAAACGAUUCUUUAUCAUUAAUUAUUGAAAAUGUAUGCACAUUAAGUGAAUUUGAUAAUGAUCCAGAGGAAUUACUUGAUAAGAGGGAUAAUUUUACAACAGAAGAAGCGGAUUGUGAAAAUACCAUGUGUGUGAAAGAUACUAAGAAUUGUGAUAUUUCCUCAGAUGAGAACAUAGAAUUGGUCAGAAACGAAACUGAAACAAAUAGUGAAGAGUCUUUAGACAGUUCAGGUUUUCCAGUGAUGAAGGAUUAUAGAAAUGAAAGUCAGGAAAAAGGGGAUAUGCGAUCAGGUUUGAACGAGGACAAUCCAGACAGGAAAUGCAGUACAACUGAUGAAGAAUUCCUGGAGUCUGAAAUAGAAAGUGUGCCUUUGGAUUCAAAGAUAGCAGAUUCCCAAUCAUAUGCAGUAUCAAGUGAAAAAAUAUCAAAAAGUAAUAUUUACACAGAUAAAAGUAAACCAAAUACAUCAAUAGAAGCUAAGGAUAUUGAAUCAAAACUUAGAUCAAAAACUAAUGACAAUAAGAAUAAGCCUCCUGAAAAGAGUGCAGCAGCAGUAAUGGAAGACCUUGAGAAAAUAUUGAAAGAAAUGACAUCAAAACAGUCAGAUCAAACAAGGCCUGUGAAAAGCUCAAGUAAAUUUGAUAAGGGGGAUCAAAUUUUACAUAUUAACCAAAAGGUGUGCAAUAUUGCAAAGUCAAUGGUUCUGAAAAGGUGUGCCAGUAAAGAUUGGAAUGCAGCUGAAACAGUUGAUAAAGUCCCUGACAAUCAAACAGACAAUGAGAAUGUCAUGACAGGUAGUGAAUCGUGCAUCAAAGAAGAUUCUGCAAAACAAAGUGACAGUGCUAAUAGCUUGAACGCACCAGAACUUGACACUAUUAUCGGAAGUGCAAUGCCUGAUCUCAGUAUUAAAAUAACAAAUGUUAACGACACAAUUGAAAGUGAAACAAGACAAGAGACUGGUGAAUGUACUCCUGAUUCUAUCGCUUGUGUCUUGGAUGACACAGAAAAUAGGGAUAAUGAGAUGGGUGAUGUUGACCUUGUUAAAGAUUCUGAAAAUUUUACUGCAGUAUCCGAAGAAAGGGAUAAAUGUGCAGAGGAAAUGACCAAAGAAGUUGAACCAAGCAAAACUGAGCAAAUAAAAUCGAGAAAAAGAAAGAUAUCUUCAGAUAUUCAGACCAGUUUUGAAAAUCCGCAUUCUUUACCUGAUGAGAAUAUGGAGCAAGCAGACGAAAGGAUUAUGUGUGAUUUUCCGAACCAUAACUGGUUGUUCAACAAGUAUAAUAUCAGUGAAGUAAGGCCGGAAAAGGACCACCCAGUCAAAGAUGUCAAAGGCAAGAAACAGAGAAAGGAUGACAAAGACCUGACAAAACAUUCCAAAGAAGUAAAAUACAGACGAAAAUCUACAGCAAACAUUUUACCAACCCAACUAAAACAAAGUAGAAGCAAGAGUGAGAAUUUCCCAGAAAGUCAAAACUACCACAAAGAAGGUAUUUUACCAACCCAACUAAAACAAAGUAGAAGCAAGAGUGACAAUUUCCCAGAAAGUCAAAACUACCACAAAGAAGGUAUUAAGAUCAAAUGGAAGAAGGUCAAGAAAAGGAACUCCCUUAGUGACAGUGUGAAUUUUGACGAGAAAAUUGAGCGAAUUUCCGAGAAAGUUGUGGAUAGGACAGUUGAUAAAGAUAAAAGCGUUGUAAAUGUUUCUAGUGGCUUUGAACUGGUUGAUAGUGGAUCUAAGGAUAAUGGCUUAUGUGUUAAAACUACACUUUCCUCUAUAUGCUCUAAAAGCAUUAAUACAACAGCUGGUGCCGCACUGUUAAAUACUGUUAAUCUGUAUAGCACGGCUAUGAAUAUUAACCAAAGUAGGACUAGUUAUAAAAGUUUGAACCAUAAAAAUGUGCACGAUUUGUAUGUUAAUGAUGUGGAACAUUGUAAGAUGUCGUCGGAUUUGAUAUUUGAAAAAUCUAAAGAGUUAGUUGACAAUAUGGGUGUGAGAACUGACUUGACACAGAUAGAGAGUAAGAAUGACAGUGACAGUUUGGAGAAAACGAUUGACACGGGAUUAAGUGACGUUGAUGAUGAAGAUGACGACGAGAAACUUCAGAUUGACGAAACAGUGUGUACGGAAGAUGUGACUGAUAUAGAGAAGUCGCCAACGUUAAAUACUGAUCAAGCAGAAUUAGGUGAACACAUUUCAACAACUGAUUUAGAUGAGAGAGUAGAGAAUGUGGAGAAAGCAGUAGUAACGGAUGAAGAUGCCCUCAAUGUGACGGAAACAACGUUGACCUCUGUCAGUAAAAACUGUGAAACAACUGUUGCGUCUGCAUGGUCACCUUCGUGUACUGGUUUAGAUACUAAACCUGAAACAGCUUUGACAACUGAUUUAACUACGUCAACACCGGACGUCACACCUGCUGUAGUUGUACCUUCAAAGAACACCGGACUUCUAGAUUCGGUUAAAUCUGAAUCUGGCUGUAUCAGUUUUAGGCCACGGGCCAAGCCGCCCGUACAGCUGGUGCACCCACAAGUCCACAAACCUCCGACUGGAAAAGUAAAGCUAGAAGUAACACAGGAGAUUCAAACCCACGUCUCCCUUCAUGCUGUAGAAAAUAAAGAGGAGUCCGAAGCUUUCUCAUCACAUGUUGAAAUACAUCAGGCUGAUUCCGGAGUUAGGCCGGGGCAAGUUUCCAAAUCGGAUCAAAUUAGGUCAAAUGUUGACCCUUCAGUGACCUUUGCAACAAAUAGUCAACUUUCAACUUCACAGAUACCUGUGACAGUAUUAUCUACAUUGGCACAGCUUUCGACAGGGAGUAUCACUGUGACAAGCACAUCUGCGUCCAACUUUGGAAAUGGAAUGGUUAUACCCAUUCAACCAUUUGUACAAAAUAUUCGAAAUACAUUACAACCAGGAAGAUAUAUACAAAGUAUGCCACAGCUUCAGUCAAGUAUUGUUCAGAUUCAAUCAUCCAGUAUUAAUCCACUAUGCCAGCAAUCCUCGCCAGUGCAUAUCCAAAAUCAGUUAAUACCGAUAACAAUAUAUCAGGCCGGAAACCAGACUUUGAUCUCUAAUUAUACUUACAGUAAUGCUGGUUCCGAGCACAUAGCGUCUAAUCAAUCUGCUAGUAUUAUUCAAGGACAACCAAUGAAUUUGAAUAUGAAUCAAACACAGAUGAAUACUUCUCCAGUACAAAUUCCGAUUUGUCGACCAGUAAAUUCAGCACCUCCUCCUCUACUUAUUCUACCCAAACCUUCAAAUUUAUCACCUUUAAGUCAGCAGUCUAACCAGUCUUACCAAACUAAAAAGGUACAAUUAUCUUAUAAGAAACAAAAGAUGUCUCCCUCUAAGUAUCGAAAUAACACCAAAGAGAAAAAAGAAGAGACUGAAGAUAAGAAUUUAAAACAGACAGAAGAAAAGUCAGGUCUAAGUGAAGAACAAUUUGAUAGUGUUAUUGAUUCUAAACAAGAUCAUUCAAGUUUUUCAGGGGAAAAAGGGUUGCCUGCUGGGAACUCCGAAAAUACUGAAGAAGAAGUUGAUGAUGAAAUUAAAAAGCAGAUGGAGGAAUUGGACAAGGAAAUCAAGAGAAAGGAACAAGAACAAGAAGAAAUGAGGAGGAAAAAGAUAGAGCUUCUGGAAAAAAUGAAACAAGCAAAAAGUAAUAGUAAAUUAAAGGAAACAGGAACUGAAGUUUUGAGUGAUGAUAAAUGUGAAAAAGAAAAAGAUAGUAAUGAACUUUCUGAUAAUGGUGAUAAAAAAGAAAUUAAUGAAUCAACUAAAUCUGCAAAAGGAGAAAUAACGGAUGUAAAGAAAACAGUUCCAAACAUUGAAGAAAGUGAAAAAGAUAAUGAAAUGCCUUGCAAAGAUGUAGUGCUAUCAGAAGUUGUUGAAGAAGUGGAUGAUGAUGAUGUGUUUGAUUCUGAUACUCCUGUAGAUCUCUCUGUUGCUUUAAAAUCUAACAAAAUAAGUAAUUUCUCUAGAGAAAAUUUAUCUUUAACUGUUUCUGAUGGUAUAAUUUCCAUCACAGAAACUAACAACAAUGAGGACUCUCUUUUAUCUGAUAAUGUUAAAGAAACUAAAAGUAAUUUAGACAAAGAAAAUGAAAGUGAAUAUGAGUGUUUUGAUGAAGAAAAUUCUGCUAUUGUAGAUAACUACCCAGAAAAUAAAUGUGAUGGAAUUAAUUACAUAGAAGACAUUGGAUUGGUUAAUCCAUUCACUGGUGAAUAUGAAAUAAACGAGGAUGUAGAAGGUGUUGAGUAUCUAGAUUUAUCAACAAAUAAAGCUGAGGAUACCUCAAAAGAUGAAGAAUCGGAAAUAUAUGAUGAUACUAAAAAUGAAGAAAAUGUGGAUUCAGAAGAAAUAUCUGAGAAAAAAAGUGUAGAUAGUAACUUAGAAAUGCAAUCCGAAGAGGAAAAAACGGAAGAAAAAGAUAAUAAUGAUCCUGUUGAGAAUAUUUCUAGUGAAGAAUUGAAAACAAAAAAGACACCAGUCUCUUCAUGUACUGUGACACCUUUAACAAGUGUAACAGGAAACAUUGACCAGUCAUCUGUUAACUCAAUAACCUGUCCCAUGACAUUGAACUCAGUCAUUACAUCAAGUGAUUCAUCUGUUGUAUCAACAGUAACAUGUUCAAUUGUAGAAAGAUCAUUACAAUUAAGUAUGUCUUCAGCCACAAAAUCAUUGAUCUCUUCAAUAUCAUCUAGUAGUAUUAUUAGUUCCAAAGAAAGUUCAAUAAACAAUAGUUGCAAUGUUGGAGAAUUCCCAUUGAAUUUGGAAAAAAAUAAAUGUUCAUCUAGUCAGAAAAGUCCGACAUUCCUGGAAAAAGUGUUUCAUAGUGAAAUAAGUAAUAAUAAAUCUUCUGACUGUGAUUCAAAUGUGCAAAGAAAAAACAUACCAGAACCUACUAGAAGUGAGGCUUUACAGCCCAACAAUAUCGGACCACCAAGUCAAUGUAUGAAUAAAAUGAAUUCUAAGGAAAACAUACCUCAGAGAAGUGAGGGACAAAUUACCAACCUACCUGUUGCAAAAAAUACUAUACCUCAGUUACAGUUAUCUACACCUAAUAUACCUCCUGGAGGAAGUUUCUCCUCAUGUAAAAAAUCAAUGCAUAAGCAAGACCAACAAUCAUUUGCUCAAGGAAAUAAUUUCAAUUUGGAAACUGCAAAACAAAUGGCACAAAAGCAAAACCAUGGCAUUAAUUCUGAUGUAUAUAGGUCUAGAGGACUUGCUCAACGUAGAGGAAGAGAAAAGUUUGUCGAAUUGAAGCCUGCUCAUUACAGGUCACCACCAAGAAAAAUCCAUAAAGGUGAAAAACCACAGCCAGCUCAUAACCAAAGUCCUACAUCAAGAGAAACAAUGAAAAGAAUGUGUAAAAGUACAUCAAUUCACCCUCCGGUAUCAUAUAAAACAACUCCAUUUCUUAGGAAAAAGAACCCUGUAUUUCUUAGCCCGAAGGAGAUUUUGAAACCUUUUCCAAGAAUUUGGGAAAAAAGACCCCCGAAACCAGCACAUAACAAGAGACCUUUUGGAAUUGCUGGGCAUUUGAUUGUUCAAUCAGCACGUAAAUAUAGAAAACGAGAAGUAUCAGGGGAUUGGACUCCAUCACCUAGGUUUUACAGCCUUCCAAGUACACCAACAUCAACAGGCACUACACCACCCAGGGCAACUUCAGUUGAUUUUCAUGGAAGUAAUAGUCCACUUCAUUCACCUUCUGAUACCCAGGUAAGUGUGCCAUCAACAUCAGGUGUUUCUUCAGUAUCUCCACAAAAAACAAUCGAUCACCAUGGUGCUCAAGUUGGUUUACCAUCCCCCAUCAGAGCUCAUUGCAGGCCUAGAUCACUUGUUACAAGUAACCAGUUUUAUGAAACUAGUGUCUUACGACCUCCAGCAUUGUUAAGAAAUUCAAAACCUGUAGAAAAUGACUCGGGACCUGACGUUAUAGAAGUUAUUGAUCUAACUGCUGAUAUUCCUAGUAAAAGAUCAAAUUCAGCACCUAGACCAGUUGAGAGUCCUAAAAGUAAAGAAAGAGCCAUACAGAAGGAAUUACACCAGGCUGUGUCCAAAAGACAGAGAUUGGACAAUGCUGAAGCACCUGCUACUGAAAAAAUCAACAUUGCGGGUCGAAAUGCAGCUGGAAGGCUUCAGCAACAGCUACUAGGUCAAAUAAAUGCCAGGCAGCGUUUGAUGCCACCUCCUCCCUACACUGGUCGUCAGAGAAUGCCAGUUCUAGUUCAGGUUCCAAGACAACCAAUGAUGGACCAACAACCCAGAAUGAUGUAUGCCAGAAGAAUGGAUCCCCAGUUUGACGAGAAGCGUAAACAUAUGGCUCAAAAUGUAGUGCAAUCAGAGGCACAGAUGUUUCAAAAACCUCCAGAAAUGGUUCAAGUUGUUCAGCAAGUUCGUCCACAGGUUUGGCCUGCUAAUUAUGUGGUUCCCACUCAAGAAACAAGACAAUAUGGGCCUACUCAUUCCCAAGAAAUUGGUGUAGGAAAUGAGCAUAUGGUUCCAAACCAAGAAGCAAGUCAUUUGCGGAUGGCUCCAAGACAGUUGUAUCCAGGAAGAGGGCCUGUGCAAACAAGUGAUGGCGCUAACAUAGGCUACACAGGUAAUCCAAGGAUGCAGCAUCCAGAUCCUGGUCAUAUGAGCAGUAUACCACAGACAGGUUAUCCUAUCAGAGGGCAAAGUAUGCCAACUUAUACAACAACACAGAAUCAAACUCAAAUACAUCAGUUGCUACAGCAACCACAUGCAAGCUCCCAGAUGAUGCAGAGGGGAAAUAUCAGUCCUCAAAUGAUGCAGAGGGAGAGAGUUGAAACAAACCCUCAACUUUUACAAAGAGAAGUGAGCCCUCAAAUGAUGCAGAGGCGAGAAAGGAGCCCUCAAAUGAUGCAGAGAGGUGAAAUCAGCCCUCAAAUGAUGCAGAGGGGUGAAAUCAGCCCACAAAUGAUGCAGAGGGGUGAAAUCAGCCCUCAAAUGAUGCAGAGGGGACAAAUUAGCCCUCAAAUGAUGCCAAGGGGACAGAUUAGUCCUCAAAUCAUGCAAAGGGGAGAGGUUAGUCCUCAAAUCAUGCAAAGGGGAGAGGUUAACCCUCAACUCAUGCAGAGAAGAAUGACAAGCCCUCAAUUCAAUAGUAGUGUUAGUCCACAUGCAAUGCAAAGAGGCAUGGGCACACAGAUGAAUCAAAGUCCAAGCCUCCAAGUGAUGCAGACUCCAAAUAAUCAAAUGAUGCAAACGGGAGAAUUUAACCAGAAAGUGAUGUAUACAGGAGGGAAUGGUUCUCAAAUGAUAGGUGGUACCAGUCCACAGUUAAUUAGUCCCAAUGGUAUACCUCCACCAACUCAUUCUUCAGCAAACAGUUUCCAAAGGUCUCCUAUGCCUUCAGACAAUCAAGUACAUGUUCCAUCCCAGGUGCCACCUUCUUUGACACAAGAACAGAGAUUUCAAAAGAUGAAACAGAUAAGAGCCCAGCAUAUCCGUUCUCAGCAGAUACAAAAUCGUGCACAGCAAGGUGUUGGGUUCGAGCAAGGAUCUAGAAUGCCAGAUGCCAGGACUCAACAAGGGGCAAUAGAGCAGAAUCAUCAUGCCAAUUCAACCCUUGGUCACCCGCAAAUGAUCGCUCCCCAGCCAAUGACUGGUCCUCAGCAAAUGAUUGGUUCCCAGCAGAUGACUGGUCCUCAGCAAAUGAUUGGUCCCCAGCCAGUUAUUGGUCCCCAGCAAAUGACAAGCUCACAGCAAAUGAUUGGUUCCCAGCAGAAAAUGAUGGGUACCCAGCAAAUGGCUGCAUUUAAUAUGGGAGUACUACCUCAUGCUGCCAGACCACAGGGGCCCCAUAUACAACCGAGCACAUACCCUCAACAGAUUCCCAUUUUAGAGCCUCAGGUGCAACAGGGUGUUCAUCUACAUCAAGGUCAGCAAAGGGCUGAGCCUGGAAACAAAGUGCCGACUCCAUAUAUGAUGUCUACUUCGGCAUCUCAACAAACUCAUUUUCAGCAAAAUGGAAUGCAAAGUAAUACAAUGCCAAAAAAUAACUCGGUUCAAAGAACUCCUGUGUAUAACCAAAGUAUGCAAAUGCAGUCAAAAACAACUCCCACUAGUAUGCCGUUGUCUCAGCAUACCCAAAAUAUGCAAAAUCAAGGUCAUGCUAUGAAUCAGAUGCCGUCUGCUGUGGCUUAUAUGACUGAAAGUCAGCAAGGUCAAGGUCACCUUGAAAAUAGGUCACAGUUACAAGCAAAUAUGUCACAUGUGCCUGGAGGUCAAUUUGGGCAAGGUCAUUCUGUUGGAAGAGUUCAAACUACCUUUCAGCAGAACAAGGCAGGUCAAGGUCAGUUUCAGAAUUCCAAUUGGAGGGAUCAGAAUUCUGUGCAUUCGCAAGCAAAUAAUGUUAGUAAAAGUGGACAAAUGACAAUGCCACAACAGCAGUUUUAUACCAUUCCUGGUUUAAAUACUAGUAAUCAAACUGUAGUGCCUCAUUCACAGCCCUCCGUUGCCAUGACAACAUCAACUCAUGUGAUUACCCAGAGUGCAAUUCCUUUGAAUUUAGCAGUCAAUCAAAUAAACCAAUCAGCAGCCACCAAUACUCAGGUAUUACCUUUAGUAUCACAGGGUCGUACGGAAGGUCAAGGUGAAACAAAGGUCGUGGAAGAGGAAGACUUACCUCAUUUACAACAGGUUCAUGGUGAAUGUUUCAUGUGCGGGAAAUACUCCCUCUAUUUGUGCAGUAAUUGCAAGAAAAUCUGGUAUUGCAGUCCAGAAUGUCAGCUUACUCAUUGGCAGACACAUGCAGAUGAGUGUGAAGGUCAGACUGAUUGAAAUAAAAAAAGGGAGACAACUGUGAUAGUGGUAUAAGGUACUCUUCUUUGUGAAGGAAGAAAGUUUGAUGAAAUACUUUCAAUUGAAGAGCUGAAGACAGAAAUAGUUUGUUUGAAGCGUCUGUCACUGCUGGGAAUGUUCUUGAUAAAGGGUUUAAGUUGAUAACUUUGAAAUUGAUACUUGGUUAGAUAUGAUAAAUGGCAGGUUGCCGUGAUUUACUGCAAGAGUUAGUUAUAUUAUAAAUGGCAGGUUCUUGUGUUUUACUGUAUGAAUUAGAUUACAAAGUGAAGAACAUGAGGGAAUUGAGACGAGAUCAAAUAAAUGGUCAUUGAAUUGUGUUUCCAUGGUUACAGACUAUGAAAAUGAUGGAGGGCGUAACUAUAAUUAUGUAAUUGCUAAGCAAGCAAGCGCGAUGUCUGAGGAACCUAAGACAGAUAAUGCUGUAUAUAGGUGGUUGGCAGGAUAAUAUUUCUCCAUAUAGUGGUCCCUGUAUUAACAUGUGUUAUAAUAAUAUAAUUUUGCUCAUAAGAUGAUAUUUUUCUAACAUUUUUAAAUAAUUAAAAAAAGCUAUGUGUUAAUAUAUGUGUUUUGAAGGGUUAUCAUUAUUUAUAUUAAAUGUUUGAAAUAACAAAUUUAAAGACAUACAUUUAAUUAUGUGUACAUGUAUUUUGAAAGUUAAUCACUGUUGUUGUUCUACUGAAUGUUUGAAUUAAUGAGUUAAAGUCAUUAUUCAUAUGAAAACAAUUUUUAUCACACAUAGGCUAUGAUAUGUAAUCAUAUAUCGAUUUUUCCCCGAGAAAGGUUAUAAGAUUUCAGUAUGUUAUUAUUAUUAUUUUAUCCCCAAGAAAGGUAGACAUCAAUUGGUAAUUAUUGUUUUUUACUCCUGAGAAAGAUAGACUAUAAGGAGAAAG
Messenger RNA from Ruditapes philippinarum (Manila clam), 11426 nucleotides. RefSeq lists its product as uncharacterized. Lineage: Eukaryota; Metazoa; Mollusca; Bivalvia; Venerida; Veneridae. The coding region runs from base 325 to 10515 and encodes 3396 amino acids. The record is from RefSeq and is a predicted model, not a curated record. The transcript is spliced from 10 exons.